AUGGACUUCAAGUACCUAAUCCUAAUGAUUGCCUUCGCGACGGUCGAGAUAAACCUGACGGAGAGUCGUCAAAAUGAUAAACGGAGAUGGAAAUCCGAAAAAUCCCCCUACUCGCAUUACGUUAACAUUUGCGAUAUUCAGGAUCGGGCGUCCAAAGUACACUGUUACUGUGAGAGUAUUAAAAUAAAAACAGCUACAAAAGCGGAUUGCUGGGUUUUUAACGGUGGCAUAGCAGAGGACGAUCCGUUCUGGUCAAAUUUUUACUCUCAGCCAAAAAUAGAAAGGCUCACUUUUAAUGUGAGGGCUGACGGUGGGCUCACAUAUAUCCCAGCGAAGGUCAUCGUUAGACUCGAUCGAUUGAACUACUUGAAUAUACAGUACGCAAAUAUUAACACAAUUCCGUCUUUCGCGUUCACGAACUCGUCAACGUUACGAGAAAUAACGCUGCCUAAGAAUAAAAUCGUAAAACUGGAAAAAAUGGCGUUUGCCCAUCUUAUUCUACUCGCUAAUGUCAGUCUAAUAGAAAAUCAGAUAUCGGAAUUACAGAGAGACGUUUUCUAUGUCCUGCCUAAUUUGCAGAGGCUAUAUCUGUCUAAGAAUACGAUAAGCGUACUUCACGACGGAUGCUUCAAGCAUUUGAAUAAUUUGAUAAAAUUGGAUCUGAAUAGCAAUUUGCUAACUGUAGUCGUCAGGGAGAACUUCCAGGGAUUAUCGAAUCUGAUUAUAUUGGACAUGAGGAACAACAAAUUGAUGAUGAUAGGAGAUUUGGCGUUCGCGGAACUUUGGAGCCUUCAGGAACUUUACUUGGACGGCAACGAAAUAGAAUUUAUUUCCGAACGGGGUUUCGGUGGAUUGACUCAGCUGAAGAAACUUUCCUUAGCCGAUAAUAAGUUGGGAAUGUUGGAUGAUGGGGUGUUCGAUGAAAUACAAAAGUUGAAUGUUCUCGAUUUAAGGAAUAACAACUUGGAAACAUUGAAACAAGAAACGCUACGCAACGUCGUAGAAAAUAUGAAAACGAAUUACGCGUUAGUCUCAUUGGAUGGUAACAAGCUGACAUGCGACUGCCGUCUAUCGUGGCUGCAUAAACUACGUAACGAAACCCGAAGCAAACGUGUAAGAGCCUCUUUAGACCGUCUCAACUGCAUCAUGGAUAUCAAACUAAAAGCAAACUUGGGAAACAUAAGAACUUCCAAAACUGAUCCCAAUUUCAAAGUUAUACCAGUUAAUAAAAAGGAUAUAGACAGAGUUGACGAAGAUGAAGAAUUCGAUGAAGACAUAACCUACGAUGACGCUAUGCAGGACCAGGAAAAUACUUUGGACGUUUCCAAGAUAGAAUAUCGUAGGAAACUAAUGGAAAUUCCCGUUGACAUGCUACCCUGCGCUAGUAAACUUAGCUACGAAGCUUCAUACUCUCCACCGACGCAAGACGAAGUCAAAUAUUAUAAAACUUCGGGCUCCGGAAAGUACUUAGCGUCAACCUUCAGUCUGAUAACAUUAUGCUCUCUAACAAAGAUAUUGUAG
Messenger RNA from Pararge aegeria (speckled wood butterfly), 1521 nucleotides. RefSeq names its product connectin-like. The transcript has 2 exons. Bases 1 to 1521 code for a protein of 506 amino acids. The record is from RefSeq and is a predicted model, not a curated record. NCBI's taxonomy places the organism in Eukaryota, Metazoa, Arthropoda, Insecta, Lepidoptera, Nymphalidae. Gene Ontology annotation, molecular function: protein binding.